GACGCACUGAAGACUUUGGCGGUACGGAAGUAUGCUUGUCGCGUACGAGCACGUUUAUAGGACAAGAGGGAGUGGUCGCGAACGGGAUCAUUGGGGUUCUAUGAGUGGCGAUAUGCAAGUUUUCGUGACGGAAUCCUCAGCGCUAGGCCAGCCGCCCGACGGGGUGGGCGCCGUCAUUACCGAUGAGUGGUGAGCAAGCAAAGCAGGUGCGAUGCCGCAUUGCAUCCUUCUUCUCGACAAAGUACGCAAAGGUCAUGUGCUGUACCGGCCUAGCUGUGACACUCUACCUGCGAGUACCUGCUGGACUGCGCCCAACAAGGGCCACAGAUGAUGUCAUGGCAAAGUGUUGUCUGCCGUGCGCUACCUCUCGAGCACGUACGCGAAGAGCGUGGCGCUUUUAUCUUGAUCAUUCGCGAUCAUUGUACUUUGGCAUGAACGUGGGCAUGACCUGCUCCUCUUCCUGGCUUGAACCCCCGCGCUGUGUUUUGAUCAAGCUGAUGCACAUUGGCACCAACUCAGAGUGGAGGAAGUGGCAGGGACGAGACUCGAUUAUUGAUCGCUUGGAAGAUGUUCGGACGCCGUUGUAGCCGACUUCGAGGCUGCUUUACAAUGGAGGCACUUGUGCUCUGAGAAGGAGGGAUCAAGUAGCUGUCGCGAGAGAGAGAGAUGUGAGUGGCGAAU
This is a messenger RNA of Ceraceosorus guamensis, 681 nucleotides long. RefSeq lists its product as hypothetical. The record is from RefSeq and is a predicted model, not a curated record. Bases 183 to 587 code for a protein of 134 amino acids. Lineage: Eukaryota; Fungi; Basidiomycota; Exobasidiomycetes; Ceraceosorales; Ceraceosoraceae. The transcript has a single exon.